This is a messenger RNA of Ordospora colligata OC4, 957 nucleotides long. RefSeq lists its product as uncharacterized. The record is from RefSeq and is a predicted model, not a curated record. The transcript has a single exon. The coding region runs from base 1 to 957 and encodes 318 amino acids. Lineage: Eukaryota; Fungi; Microsporidia; Ordosporidae. Gene Ontology annotation, molecular function: ubiquitin binding.
AUGGCUCAAUACAAUGCUAAAGUUUCCGAUCUUCCGAAUCCAUCGUCGGACACCAUUUCUGAGCUGGCAUUUAGUAGCAUGCAUGGACUGAUGGCGACAUCAAGUUGGGAUGGAACGGUUAGAACGUAUGAUUUGGACAAUCCUUAUAGUGGAAGCAAUAGAGUUUUGAACUUAAAUAAACCUCUGCUGACGUGCUGCUUUAGUAAAGAGAAUCCGUCACUGGUAUUUGCAGGGGCAGUGGAUGGGAGUCUGCAGAUGGUGGAUUUACAAAGCAAUCAAACAUCUUUUUUUCAGGCACAUAGUGCAGGAGUAAAGUCUGUAAGGUAUUUUUCAAACAUGAUAGUUACCGGAUCAUGGGACAAGACAGUUAAGUUUUGGGAUGUUAGAUCUUCUAAACUUGUGUUUUCUCUGGAUCUUUCUGGAAAAGUUUAUGCAAUGGAUCUUGAGAAGGAAUUGUUGGCGAUGUCUCUCUCAGGCAACGAAGUAGCGACAUACAACCUGAACGACAUCAACCAGAAGAAAAGCCAUGUUUCAAAGCUGAAUUGGAUGAUAAGAUCGAUAACAUGUGCGCAGGACAACGAAACAUUUGCACUUGGAGGGAUUGAGGGCAAGGCAGAAAUAUUCAACAUUAAUUCACCAGUAAAAAAGAUGAUUUUCAGAUGCCAUAGAGUUGACACCAAGGUUUAUGCAGUUAAUUCUGUUUCCUUUUUGCCAACCAAUCAGAACAUACUAGCAACGGCAGGAGGAGAUGGAACAAUUGUGUUUUUUGACUCUCAAGCCAGAAUGAAGAUUUUUACACAGAAUGAAAGCCAUCCAAUAACAUGUGGUAGAUUCAAUGCAACAGGAUCUUAUUAUGUGUAUGCCACUGGGAAUGACUGGUCCACGGGAUAUGCAACAACAUACAGGCCCACACAGUUGAAGGUUAUCCAGGUCAGCACUACAGGUGUAAAGAUAUGA